Molecule: messenger RNA, 9203 nt
Organism: Dromiciops gliroides (monito del monte)
Lineage: Eukaryota; Metazoa; Chordata; Mammalia; Microbiotheria; Microbiotheriidae
Gene: EIF1AX
Product: eukaryotic translation initiation factor 1A X-linked
Exons: 7
Coding region: 329-763 (144 amino acids)
Biological process (GO): translational initiation
Cellular component (GO): cytoplasm
Molecular function (GO): translation initiation factor activity; RNA binding
Source: RefSeq, a predicted model, not a curated record
CCGGGGGCGGAGGCGGAGGGAAGCGACGCACGCUCUCUGCGACGCCAUUUGCUGGUUCCAGAGCGUGGGACGAGUGAGGUCGCGCGAGAGACACACACAUACUGAGCAAGUAGGGCUUUCCUGCGCACGCGACAUCUCCCCUGUCUGGCCCCCAGCGUUCUUCCGUGCCCUCCAGAGCUCCCGGCUCGCGACCUAGCUCUCGCUCUCCUUUCCCCCCGCGAAGCGGCUCCCUUCUACCUCGCCCGGAGAGGCGAAGCCAGCCAGCGCGUCCUGCCGAAAAGCCACCGCCCGAGAGGGAGACGGAGACCCUGCAGAGGCCACCGCAGCCAUGCCGAAGAAUAAAGGUAAGGGAGGUAAAAAUAGGCGCAGAGGAAAGAAUGAAAAUGAAUCUGAAAAAAGAGAGUUGGUCUUCAAGGAAGAUGGACAGGAAUAUGCCCAGGUGAUCAAAAUGUUGGGAAAUGGACGAUUAGAAGCAAUGUGUUUUGAUGGUGUGAAGAGGUUAUGUCACAUCAGAGGAAAAUUAAGAAAAAAGGUUUGGAUAAAUACAUCGGACAUUAUUUUGGUUGGUCUCCGAGACUAUCAGGAUAACAAAGCUGAUGUUAUACUAAAAUACAAUGCGGACGAAGCAAGAAGUUUAAAGGCAUACGGAGAACUUCCAGAGCAUGCUAAAAUCAAUGAAACAGACACAUUUGGUCCUGGAGAUGAUGAUGAAAUCCAGUUUGAUGAUAUCGGGGAUGAUGAUGAAGACAUUGAUGAUAUCUAAAUUGAACUCUACGUUUACAUUCCGAUUUUUCUGAGGAUUGUUCUACUUUGAUAUUUUCAUUUGGAUUUUUGGCCGAGUCCCAUCCUGUUAAGAAGAAUGAAACUUCACUAGUAUGAGUGCAGCUUGUUAAACCAGACAUUUAUUUUCAAUGUUUGUUUUAAAAUAUUUAUAUUUCUUUAAAAACUGAUAAUGCUGAAUUACCUUAAGCAAAAUGUUAAGCCCAUUUUUGGUGAAUUAGAUCUUCAACGUUUGGGUAAAGAACCAUAACAUCUAUUUGGUUGGUGUUUUUUUUUUUUAAAUGCAUUACUGCCUUUCCUAUUUUGACCACCUCACUUCUAGUAAAUUGAUGUUUUGAAUAAAUUGUUUGCCCUAUGAUUAUCAUGGAUUAGAAUUAAAUCCCUAGUUUGAAUUUGUGUCUUUUCACUGUACAGAGUCUUUCUGUAUGUUCCAGUUACUUAUAACUUCACUUGAGUUUUUGAUAAAAUUUAAGGGAGGCAGAAAUCUGCAUUUAAAGUCAUAAUGCAUGGGUCUGUUUUUUCAUAUUUUAAUAGCUUGUGGCUAUUUUUAUACUGAUUUUGAUAUUACACACAUUCAGUAAUCUCAUCUGUUGCCACCAUAAAGAAGUAAACUCUAAAAGAAGCAUUUCAAAAAUGCAGGUAUUUUAAAACUAUUUUUAAUUUGUAAGAUUAGUAGUUGCAGAAAUUGAACACUGGGUGGCACCCAGUUACCUUAAAACAUCAGAUAUAGUCAUACGUUAGUUGCAGAUUUUUUUUUUUGUAUCGAACAAUGCCAAGAAAGUUUCCCAAACAAAAAAAAUAAAUGGUUAAUUAUCUUUUAAAGGUAAACAUGUAGAAUAUUUUUGCAGUACAAAGGGGUUAUGUUUUAAAUGUCAUUUUAUCUUAAGCUUUAGAAGACAUGUACCUUGCUAGAUAAAAUUUUCUAUAGGUUAUGUACAUUUAAAUUACGAUGUAUAAAUGAAAAUUGAUGUCAACUUCUAAAAAUUAAGUUUUUGUCCAAAAUUAACCUAAAGGGGUGGAGAAAACAAAGAAAAGACAGACUCCAAUUUCUGAAUGGAAGAGCCACUCCUUAGAAGUCUAAUAAAGACUAAUCAUUAUGUGGAGAUGAACAUAUUUUAGCCUUUGUGUUUUAGGAUGUGUUUUGUUAUGCAUACAUAUUUUGUACCUUACUGGAAUUUAUUUUAUUUUAUUUUUGGUCUGCACCUGUGAUUCAAUUGGUGUAUGAAACUUCCUCUCCCAUUACAGAUGGGUACCUGUUACACAGUUUUACGGUUUUGGAGAGUUGUCUGGGACACUGAGAAGUUAAGUGACUUGAUCUGUGUUAGAGGCAGAAAUUUGAACCCAAGUCUUCCAAUGUCAAGACUGGCACUCUAUCCACUGUAACACUCUGCCUCUAACUCAAAAUUUAUAGAUCUUUAUUUCCCCCAGCACGCUUUUUAAAAAAUCAUUGUCAGUUAUGAUAAGUCAUAUUUCUAUAGUACUUUUAAGGUUUACAAAGUGCUUUCCUCACUUCAGUUCUGUGAGGUAGGUAGUGCAGCUAUCCCCACUUUGUAGUAAUUAAGGCUACUCAGAGUUUGUGAUUUUGCCAUGGUCAUAAAGCUAGUAAGUGUUAGAGCCAGGAUUUGAACUUAGGUCUCUUUAUUUCCAUGUCCAGUGUUCUUUCCACACCAUGCUGCCUCUCAACUAAUAGUCAUGAAGUCAUGUUAAGGGCUGGACUAUAUAAGGAUACAAUAAGCCACAUUCUUAUCCUAUGCAAUUCUAAGGAAGAAAAUCAAAUGUGUAGUUUGAGAAACUUACAUCUAUUUUGGUCCCCUGUGAUCUUAUAAAUGAGGAAAAAUACAAUGAAAUGGAGGGAAGGCUUUAUCUUUUCUUUUUAAACAAGUCAAAAUACACCACACCAACUUUAUUAUUAUUUCCUUUGCUAAACAUCAAAUAUUGGUAAUAAGAAUUCUGUGAGUCAAGGAGGUAUAAUAAUAAAACCUGGUUUUCUUUAUUCUGUAUCUAGGGAAAGGAAAAUAGAGCAUAGAGACAACUCAGUUUUUCCUUCCUUAAUUGCAUAUACCUAAGUAUCACUAGUUAAUAAGUGAGUGAACCUGAGAUAGGUAAUUACCUGUUGGGCAAAUGGGGAAGGGAUUUUUGGUUUGCUUACUAAUACAUGUAGGAAAUGGUGCUAAAGGCUCUUUUUGUGAUGAUCAUUUACUUGUGUGGUGGGAAUUCCAUGGUAAACAUACUGCCUAUGGAGAAUUUUAUCCAGAUCAUGAGAUGAAUUGCUAUCAGGUAUAAUGUUAAUGCCUUGCUGAAAAUAUAUAUCUAUAUCCAUGUGUAGAUAUAGAUAUCCUCUUCAUAGGGAUGUAUAAAUAGCAGAUUUGUUCAUUAGGGUGUAAAUUAAUCGUUGUUUACCUUAGAACUCCACAAGCACCUUUAUGUGAAUGAUAUGUCUAUGAAUUUCAUCAGGUAUUUUAAAAUUCUCUACAUUUUGCAUUUCACACAUUUAUAAAUGCAUUUUUCUGCCAAUUCCUUUAAGGAAGGCAUAAAUUCUACAAAAGGUUUUUAAUAGACUCUGAAUGAGACUCUGACUUAGGAAUUUUCCUGUGGCUACUUAACCCAUGCAUGCAUAACAAAUAUCUAAAGUUAUUUGCUAUGCCCAGACUAAUGUCCAUAACUUACAGACCCUUGGUUUUAGUGCUUUCAGUCAAUGCACAGUAAGAUAUCCUGGUUCUAAGUUUGAAUCUGUUUGAUCUAGGAUUGAAGUCAUUGGGUUUAAAGUUUGGUUGAUAAGCAACUCAUUUUAGAAAACUGUUUAGAUUGGUUAUGGGAUUUUCAUAAGGGUAUUUUUGCUGAUUAACUUUUUUUUUCCUGAUUAACUUUUUUAUAUGAAAUGGGAGUAUUCGGUAGAACUCACUAUUACAUUCUUUGAUUUCUGCAACACUAUAUACAUGCAUAUUAUGGUAUACACAGAGAAAAUUUUUAAAUGUGAGAACAUUUUGGGCAGUAUAUAUGGUGCUGAUGAAUUUGAGAAAUGGUCAAAUUGUCUUUGUUAUUGAUAAUGCAUUUGGUUAGAUGAGUGCAUCUUUAAGUGCACUUUUUUUGCACUAUUGAUCUUUCUUCCUCACCUCAUUAAGAGUGUAGAUAUACUAUAUCACUAAAGUGACUGGAUGGCCAAAUUAGAAAGAUUAAUAUGUCAAGACUGUGCCAACAUUUAAUUCUUUGACUGUUAAAUGCUAUGAAAUCUUACUCUUUCUGAAGAGAUCAACUCAUUUACGGAACCUGUAAACACUGCAUGUUUAGAAAUAUUUGUACUUUAGUAAUGAAUUGCCUUUGGUUCACUACAACCAUAUUUCUGGCAUUGUGGCUAUAAAUAUACUUGCUUUUAAAAUAAUUAUUUGUGAUUGGUAGUUUAAAUAUCACUGUAUUGCACAAAAAUAUUACAUUAUAUGAUGUUGAACAGCAUCAGUAAGUAUAAGCUGGAGGUGCUGGCUUAUAGCAACCCUAUUAGAGUAGUAAUUCCACAUUUUGAAUAUAAUACCUAGGUUUAUUUUUUUAAGUAGAUUUGCACUUCUUUUUUUCAUGUAGGAGAGAAGUUUUAAAUAGUAUCUAAUUUUGAAAAUGAAAUGCUUAUUUUAUAGGGUUUUCUUUUGUGUGAAAUGAACUAAUAAGGGUUGUUUUUAUCAUGUAGGCUUUAGAGAGAGCCAUCCUGAUUAGUAUUAUGAUGGUACUACAAGGGAGGCCAUCAAAUUCAUAUAGUAGUUUAUAGUCUUCAGUAUUGAUUAUUGAACAAAAUGUAUUGAAGAUUAAAGUUUUAUAUUUCUUACAUUAUAUAUGAUUACCAUAGAGAUUGAGAGAAAUUUCAGUUAUUCUAGAAAUUUUUUUUGUCUUUAACCUGUUUAGUAAAGGUAAGUUAAUGUUUAAUUUGGAGUCCUUUAAAAUUUGAAUUGAUAGAUUACCUUAAACUACUCAACCCAAUUUUAUCUUGCUCAAUUUAAUUACUUGAAGAAAUAUGUUGAGUAUCAAGAUCAUUUGUAUGCCAGAAAUUAACAUAUGAGAUUAUUUAGUUCAGCUCCUAGUCUAUAAUUGAAAAAAUCAAAGUUAUACAAGUUAGAGGCUGAGUUUGCUGAUUCCUCAUCAGUCCAAAGCACUUUACACUGAGCUGCCCUUAUUUCAUCAAAUUUGUUCAUUUUAAACAUGCUGUUUUAAUUAUUACUUUUUUAGAAAAAUUUAAAUGGCAUUUAAGUCAACCAAGACCCAAUUCCUGUGCUACCUCGUGCAAUUUUAGAGUUGAAAGGAACUUUUAGAGACCAUUUAGACCCCCUCACCUUUCAUUUUACAGUUGAGGAACUCAGGCUUAGAGAGUUUGUGAUUUGCCCACGGUACUAUGGGUCCAUUAAGUCUUCCCUCAACUCUCCUUUACUCCCACAGUGUAAAAGGUCUUGCUUCAGAGCUUUCCUCUGUAUUUCUCUUCAUUAUGUUUAGUUGAUCCUUCACCAUCUCAUAGAGAUCUUUUCUUUUAUUCUAUGAUGAUGUUGAAUUGCUUUACUGUGAAGACUGAGGGUUUUUUAAUGGUUCUUUAUUCUGAACUUCACAAACACAUUUGCUUAUACCAAGUAGGACUUUAAAAAGAUUAUAAGUAAAGCGGUAGCUAUUAAAUAUUUUUAAAGUACAUAUUAAUUCAGUAUGUUAACUUCAAGCCUGUUCUGCUUUUCUUCAUAUUUCCUUGAAAAUUUUCUGUUCUGUGCAUUUUUUUAAAUGCUUCACUGACUGAGACUUUUAGGCUUGAGCUCCCCCAUCUCUCCCGUUAACUUAAAAACUCAUCACAUCCUUCUCUGUAUUCUCAAAAAAUGUAACUUUAUUUAUCAAGGCUAACCACUAUACUUAUCCCAUUCCCUCCUGGCUUUUCCAGGAAGUUGAUUCAGUUGUACCUGGCUCACCUUUAAACACCUUUGUCACAUGUCUUCAACCUCUCCCUCUUUACUAAUGCCUUCCUCUAUGCCUACACACAGUGCCAAGUCUCCUCUAAAAAAAAAAAAAAGAGCCUUCCCUUGACCUUGCCAUUCCUUCAAGCUAUCCUAUAUCUGAAACUAAAAGUUUGUGCUCCAUAUAUUUAUAUUCACAUACCAUUCAUCUUUAAUCCUGUACAGCCUAGUUUUCACUUAACUGCAUUGUUAAAUCUGACAGCCUCUCAGGCCUUGACCUAUUUUUACAGUGUUCAACAUUUUAAACUACCUCUUCCAUAACCUCAUCUGUUGGCUUCUACUGACACCAGGAGGUUUUUUGUUGUUGUUGUUUUGAUUCAGUUUUCAACUCCAGAUUCCUUCCCUCCCAACCACCCACUCCUCUUAUUGAAAAAGGAAAACAAAAUCCAUUACAUACAUGUAUGGUCAAGCAAAACACUCUCCAUGUAAAAAUACAUUUAUAUUCAUAUACACACAUUUCAAUCUGCACUCUUGAGUCCAUUGCCUCUAUCUGAAGGUGGGUAACGUGUUUCAUCAUGAGUCCUCUGAUAUUAUGGUUGGUCAUUAUAUUGUUCAGAGUUCCUCAAUCUUUCAAAGUUAGUUGUCUUUAUAAUGCUGUUAUUGUUUAUGUUCUGGUUCUGUUUACUUCAUUUUGCUUCAGUCCAUAUGAGUUUUCCCAGGUUUCUUUGAAACCAUCCCCUUUAUCAUUUCUUAGAAUAGAAUAGUAUUCUGUCACAGGCAGCUGGUGACUCAGUAGAUCGAGUGCUGGGCUUGGAGUCAAGAAGACAUGAGUUUGGAUUUUAUUAGCUGUGUGACCCUGACCAAGUCACUUGACCUGUACAUUAGUUUUCUCAACUGUAAAAUGGGGAUAAAUAAUAACUUCCCAGGGUUCUUAUAAGAAUCAAUAAGAUAAUAUUUGCAAAAAUCAUUUAGCAUGGUCCUAGUACAUAGUAGGUACUAUAUAAAUUCUUAUUCAGUUCUCUUCCCAUCUCAUUUAUAUGUAAUAGCUUGUUCAGCCCUUCCCCAGUUGAUGGACACCCCCCUCAGUUUCAAAUUCUUUGCACCAUGAAAAGAAUUGUUAUAUUUUGUAUAUGUGGAUCUUUUUCCUUUUUUGAAAAUAAUCUCUUUGGGGUGUAGACAUAGGAGCAAUAUCAUUGAAUCAAAGGGUAUGAAGUUUAAUAAAUUUGGGCCUAUUUCCAAAAUGCUUUUCAUAAUGGCUGGACCAGUUCAUGGUUCUACCAACAGUGCAUUAAUGUAACUUUUUCCACAGCCCCUCCAACAUUUGUCUUUUUUUUUUUUUUCCCCUUAUUUUUGGUCAACUUUACCAACCUGAUAAGUAUAUGGUGAUACCUCAGUUGUUUUGAUUUUCAUUUCUCUAUUAAGGAUUUAGAACGUUUUUCAUAUGGCUAUUGAUACCUUGUGGGUUUUCUUCUGAAAACUUCUGCCUAUUCAUAUCUUUUUGACCAUUUUUUACUUGAGAUAAAAAUCAGGUGGAGUUAGGAAGACCUGAAUUCAAAUCUGGCCUCAGACACUAUCUCUGUUAGUUACCCUGGAAAAGUCACUAACUACUGUCUGCCACAAUGUCCUCAACGGUAAAAUGGAGACCAUAAAAUAACACCUACCCCCCAGAGUUCUUGUGAGGAUCAGUUGAGAGAACUAAAGCACUUAGCAUGGAACCUUGCACAUAGUAGGCGCUUAAUAAAUUCUUGUCCCAUCUAUUGCUAUUAUUAGUCAUACUCCCUGGACAAUAACCUGAUUCCUCUUUUGCUUCCUAUAUCUGAUCAGUUGCCAGAUUUUUAUGGAUUCCACCACUACAGAUUUCUCUAAUAUUCAUUCCCUCAAACUUGCCAGGGCCUUUUUACUUAUCAAUAAAAUUUUACAACCUACUGACCUCCAUUCUCCCUAAUGCAUUUUGUACAGCUGUGCCCCUCCUUCCUCCCCUCCCCUCCAAAAAAAUUCCUGACUAGUCCAAAAAACUCGUUGACUCCCUAUUACAUGUAAAGUACAGUAUAAAUUCCUUACCUGGGUAUUUAAGGCCUUCAGCAAUUGGAUUCUUAACUUUCUAGCCCUCAAACUACUCCUUUUCAUAGUAUGUUCUUCCCAGAUAUUUUUGUUUAUACAUUCAUACAGGUCACAUACACACACCCAAUUGCCAGGUCAUUCCUCUGUAGAAAUCUCUGUUAAAAAUUAAGUUUAGGGGGCGGCUAGGUGGCGCAGUGGAUAAAGCACCAGCCCUGGAGUCAGGAGUACCUGAGUUCAAAUCUGGUCUCAGACACUUAACACUGUGUGACUCUGGGCAAGUCACUUAACCCCAAUUGCCUCACUAAAAAAAAAAAAAAAAUUUAAGUUUAGGCUUAAUGCCCUCUCAACAACCCCUCCCCACUUACAGCUGAGAGUUGUCUUUCUCAAAUUUUCUUGGAGAAUUUUGUCUGGAACUCCUAUUUCACUUGAUUACAUUUUAUAUCAUACUAUACAUGUAUCCUGUUUAUUUUUUUAAGUUCCUUGAGGAUAGAAACAAGUUUCCUCCUACCCUCCACCCCUAUCUUUAUAUCUUCACAUUUCCCCCUUCUGGACAACAAACUUGUUUGGAUUGAUUAAAUUGUUUUGUACUAUAGUACACCUGUAUAAAGUGUUAGCACCCUGAGGACAGGAAUGCUUUCAUUUUUGUGCCCACUUCCAAGCAUAAAGUUUAAUGUUGGCUGAAACAUCAAACUAGCUUAUGCUAUGUAUAAAUUUAAUUAAUUCUGAUUUGACAAUAAACUCAAUUUUUAGAUCUUUCAAUGAAAUAAAGUGUCAUGUUUUAAGAAAAAUAUACUUUGAUCACACCUGCUAACUUGUUUCCUUGAUUUAGAUGAUUUUCUUUAUCAGCCUUUUAAAGUUUAGUAUAUGCACUGGACUAGGAUUUUCUAAUUGUUACCUCGUAUCUUUAGUUAAAGCAUUUCCCAAAGUGUCUUAAGAUCUUUUUUCUGAUGGAAUAGUCAUUUUUUAAUUCAUGCCAAGCCUGCCAAACUGCAUAGCCCGUUAUUGUUGAAUUUGUCAAAGGUCUCCUAGAGAUAAAUGAUCCAGUACUUCCUAUAAAAAUUUGCUGGUCUUUUGAAAGUGGAAGUUUAAGGUGGUAGUACUCAUGCUAAAACACCAAAAGGCCCAGAUAAUGUGGCAGUAUGACCAUAUAAGCAUUUUAAUUUGGGCCUCAAAAAACAUAAGCAAACCAUAUAUAUCUAGUUUAUACCUCUGUGACCAGCAGCAAAAUUUGACAUGAUCCAUCUAAUUUGGCCAAUAUUGUAUACUGAAAACACUUUUGAACUAAACCUCUAAUAACUCUUCAGGACAUUGGUUUUUAAAAUAAAGCACUAAGCACUGAAGGUAUUUGGGGGACUGGAAGAGGAGGAAAAUAAAUACUGAUUUUGAUAGUAUUGGAUAGGACCUUAGAAAUCAUAUAAACCUUUUUUUUUUUUUUUUUUUUUUUUUUUUUUU